UGUGAAUUCAUUCGAGGAAGUGGUCAGAGGCAACUGAAACGACGGAGAAGAGUUUGUUGUUUAUUCCCCGCUCAGAGAGGACAAACCGGCCCGCAGCCCUGUCAACAUGUCGGGAUUUGAGAGCAACCCGUUCGCAGAGCCUGACAGCAGCAACCCUUUCAAUGACCCGUCGGUCACACAGGUGACCAGCUCCAACAUAGAACCAGUCGACCAGUUCAACCCUUUCCCUGCCCAUCCCACAGACAGCCUAGCUACCCAUACCACUCCAGCCUCCACCUCUCCCUACCAGCCUGCUGUGUUACAGCCGUCUACAGAGCCAAGUCCAAAAGCGACUGCUGCGGCAGCUCAGGCCAAUCUGCUGAGGCAGCAGGAGGAGCUGGAGAGAAAAGCUGCCGAGCUGGACCGCAGAGAGAAGGAGAUCCAGAGCAGAGCCUCAACAGGUAAAGAGAACAACUGGCCUCCACUUCCUAAGAGCUUCCCCAUCAAACCAUGUUUCUAUCAGGACUUCUCAGAGGAAAUCCCCCCCGAGUACCAGAGAGUCUGCAAGAUGAUGUACUAUCUCUGGAUGUUCAACUGUGUGACUCUGUUCCUCAACUUGCUGGCUUGUUUGGCGUACUUCACCACUAAUACAGCCAAUGGUGUGGAUUUUGGCCUCUCCAUUCUCUGGCUCAUCCUCUUUGCUCCCUGCUCCUUCCUCUGCUGGUACCGGCCCGUCUACAAAGCCUUCAAGACUGACAGCUCCUUCAGCUUCUUCUUCUUCUUCUUUGUGUUUUUCUGCCAAGUGGUGAUCUUCAUCAUCCAGGCUGUAGGCAUCCCCUACUGGGGGAACAGUGGUUGGAUCGCUGCCUUCACCAUCAUCGGUAAAAACAAGGCGGUGGGAGCCAUCAUGAUCAUAGUGGCCAUCCUGUUCACCAUCUGCGCCGUGCUGUCAGUCAUCCUGCUCAAGAUGGUCCACAGCAUGUACCGCCGGACCGGAGCCAGUUUCCAGAAGGCCCAGCAGGAGUUCUCACAGGGCGUCUUCACCAGUAAAACCUUCCAGUCAGCUGCUGCCACUGCAGCAACCUCCGCUGCACAGGGAACCUUCCAGGGAAACUAAGCAAUGGUAGACUGAGCUCAGCUGAGCUCCAUUGAACAGGUCAAGGUCUAUAUGUUAUCAGGUCUAGAUGAUUAACUAAAACAAAGCUGAAUGAAUCAGGAGGUUCACUGAGAACUUCCUGGAAGUUAUAGUAACUCAGAUGCUGCAAAUUAUAAUCGAACCUUAUAAUGUAUAGACCUUGAGCUAGGUGAGGCUACAUUAUUAGCCUCCCUCCUUUCACCCCCACUAUCAAUGCACACAUAAUUCCCCAUGUUGACUUUGCUUCUCGCACUCAGCACGUCGUCUGCAGAGUGACUGUGUCGACUCUGUUUGUAAAAAGCAGUUCAGGGGAAAGUCACACAUCAAGUGUAUUAUGGGGUGGAGAGCAUGAAUGAAGUUGACUGAUGGUUAUCUCAGUUUGUCCUGGCUUUGUAUAUUAUGUGUGCACUUUUUGGCAACGCUCUUCAAUGUAAUAUGUGACUGUGUAAGCAUGUGUGUCUAUGUGGGUGUGUGUGCGCCGGCAUGCUGAUCUCAUGUCUCCAUGUGGGUGCAGUACGCUUUCGUUUCUGGACGCUGAUCCUGUAAUAUAAAUAAGAUGAAGUGUUUCAGCAUUUCUUUCUGUCUCACAGGCAUUUCUCUUUUUGUUGAAUCUGUUUUGGUAAGCUAUUACUUUUGUGCUCUGCAAAAUUUCAGUCUCAUAAGCAGGAACAAACGGAUAAGUCGUGCAGUUAGUCGUAAUCUGUCUGGUCUUAGAUUUUGGGAUAUUACAGUUACUGUAAAUAUUCUUCUAAAUCUGUGGUUAAUUAUUCAAUGAGGAAAAAUACUUACACUCAUGCAUGAUCUCUGUCAGAUUGUAGCACUACACUUGCAAAACGUGCCUUUGACUUUUGUUUGGAACCAAACUUUUGCCAAGACCUUUCUGGAAAAUGGAAAUACUGUAUAUUUUGUUAUUAGGUAUCACACGAAGCGGUUUCUAUUUAAAGAUCACAGCCACAGAGGAGCUCAGAGUGUUUUGCUUCCAAUAAUUUCAUGCUUGUAAAUUUAAUUUCCACUGUGAUUUAGAAUACAGAGACAAAAAAAAAAAAAAAAAGAUUCAACUUGGGGCCAAAUUAUGUAUUAAAGCAUCCGAUCUUUGUUUCUUACCAUGUACAUUGUUUAUGAAGCAGCCUCAACCUUUCUUUUUGAUCACUGCCUUUUAAGAGUUGUUUCAGAGGAAACCAAAGCAGUACUGACAAUAAAAUGGAACAUUUUGCUCUUAAAAUGUCAUAAAAGUAGAAACUCACACAGUUUGCGUCAAUGGGCUGAGCCUGUUGAAUCAGAUUCACUACUAACAGUGAAUGCAAGAGGUGGAGCGGUUUAUUUUUCAUGAUGCUCAACAGUGUAUUCAGCUAUAAUCUGAAUUUUCUACUAGAGAGGUGUAAACUUGCCAAAACACUUUCAUUUUCUUUGAAGAGAACCAGUGUCUCAUAUUCACUUUUUUCGCAUAGAUCACCUGUUUCAGCUCCCUGAAGUCUUCCUUGUACCUCUCUAAGAUGACCACCAAGCUCUAAAUUAUUUGUUUCGAUGUGUAUUUUCAGUGUGAUUUCUUACAUCAGAUUUGACGUAACACACGUGAGCAUUCUUGAAAAAUAAACAACUGCAAACUCCGAUCAUUUGUGUGAUAUUCUUGCAACAGACCGGUUUAAUUUAAGGUUCGAUCUUACAUCCAUCAUAUAAAACAAGACUUUUAUUAGCGCACACAUCGCUGUGUGCAUCGUUUUGAGAGAACAGAAUUCAGUGCCUUUUGUAUUUCAAUAUUGAAUAUAGCAUCUAAUAAAAUGCUUUGCUUUCA
Epinephelus fuscoguttatus (brown-marbled grouper) is the source of this 2906-nucleotide messenger RNA. It is a transcript of the gene scamp2, whose product is annotated as secretory carrier membrane protein 2. The transcript is spliced from 9 exons. The record is from RefSeq and is a predicted model, not a curated record. Gene Ontology annotation, biological process: protein transport. The coding region runs from base 107 to 1096 and encodes 329 amino acids. Gene Ontology annotation, cellular component: recycling endosome membrane; trans-Golgi network membrane. Lineage: Eukaryota; Metazoa; Chordata; Actinopteri; Perciformes; Serranidae.